AGAUGGGGACUGGAAGGGAGGGCUGCAUAACCACUGAUCGCGUGAGUGUGGAUAUCUGCUGUUUGCACUGGAUGACGUAGUUUCACUGGUGCGUGCUCUAGUUUCUCUGUGUGAGCGCACAUAUGUAUCCUAGAAGUCUGCGAGACCGUAAUGGUGCAUAUUGUGAAACCUUCAUAUCUUAUAAUGGCAUUGAUGUUGUGUUUGAAGGUGAGGGGCCUACCCAAGCGAAGGAUAGUUGGAUUGGCUCAAUGGACAUUUCCAUGGGCUGGGUGGGCGGGAAAGUGGCUGUUGAAGCAGGGAGUUGCUCAGAUUCUCUACAAAGGAAAUCACGACUCUUGAUCGAAAGGUCUGAUCAACAGUUAGUAGUAACCGACCGUCAGAUCCUUCUGGCACCUCAGUUACUGUUUCCGUGGGUGAAGGCUUUUGGAUGAUGUGAAACCCCAUUUAAAACUCUGGCUAUAAAAUGAAAUUUGUUGGAAGUGACCAGCUAAAAGAUGUUUUGCUUGCAGUUUUACCAGAGGUCAGACUUCAGCAAAUACUGGAGAAGCUUUGGAGUGAUUUCAAAAUAAGCGGUUCCCUUUUUGGAACAGAGGGUCUAUCCCAGCAUCAACAAUGACAACAAAUGUCAUCGUGCUGCUAGGAUGAAUGCUUUUAAUUAAUGUUUGCCAGAUUUAUCUGCCGUUUUAUAUGCCAGCUGUGUUCUAGAACUACUCUUUCAUAAACGAUGUGCUUCUACAUGUGCAGAAUAGUUCGUUUGCUAUUGGUUCAUCUAUUAUUAUUAUUGUUAUUAUUAGUCAAUUUAUUAGUUGCUUGCCCUAUAAAGGAGCCUCCAAGUGACUUACAAACAUUCUAAGGGCACAAAGCGCACCAUAAAAAGAACAAUACAUUACAUUAGAAAUCAUUUGAGAUCUCAUAAAACAGACCCAGUAAAACAAUAGCAAAGAAACAUAAACAGGAAAAACCAUCAAAAUAUUAAAAUCGUAACUUUGUCACAUCACAAAACGUAAAUGCAAAGACAUCUCAUCUCCCUAUGAACUUGAUGUUUUAAAUGAGGUGUUUUGGAAACCCUCCCCUUUCAAGUGCACCAAUUUGCUCCUUAAAUGAACCCAAGUUGUAGAGAAGCGAAGGGGUUCCCGCCACUCCCUGACCCUGCCUUUGCCCCUCCUGCAGAACCGGGUGUCAUGCAUGAUGUCAUUUUCCCCCAGCUUCUAGGGGGCGGCAUGAGAAGCUUGAAAUUGUCAGGUUUAAUCAAAAGCUUUAUUUUCAACCCCAUUUCAUGGUUUAUACUCAGCAGGGAACACUUUUCACUCUGUGAAUGUUCAGGAUGCUGGGUUUGGGGCGGAGGCAGGGGGAGGGGGGAGUGGAAGAGAGGCAGCUGCCUUUUCAGAUGGAAAAAGGCCCAUUGGGGAGCUUAAUGAGACAGAAGAAAAGAUCGGUAAAAAGGGGAAAACAUGACCUCUGUGGGUAGAUGAAAAACGAAUAGCUUGCUAAAGCAUUAUUUCCUUCGCCAGCCUCCAGGCCAGACCCUUUUUCUCUCCUUCCUCUUUGUCCCUUCUUUUCUUUCUGACACUUUCUUUUCGCAGCCUUGUCAAGUCUCCCGGCAUUUGGUGAGCAACACCCACCAUUUAAGGGCCUCGCCUGCUAGUUAUCCAUCAUUGCUGGUGACCUUUGAGAGGCUUCUCUUUGGACUGGACUCCCACCGUGCCACCAUGCCACUCAGGGGGCCUCUGCACUUCAAAAGGUGUUUUGGCCUAGACCGCUUCCCAAGCAGUAGUCCCCCACCCCAAACGCAAUUUGACAAGUCUCGCUCUCUUCUCAGUACUGUUACAAUAGUCCCAAAAUGUGGCUGAGGUGGAAUAAAAUUAAGGGGAUGCAAGCAAACUCCCCAGGGAGUAAGAGAACUACCGUGUUUCUCCGAAAAUAAGCCAUUCCCUGAAAAUAAGCCAUUCCCUGAAAAUAAGCCAUAGUGAUAGGCAAUUUAACCUUGUAGGUUAAACUGCACCAUACUUAAUAAUAAUAAAAAAGACAUCCCCUGAAAAUAAGCCACUGUGUUUUUUUUGAGGAAAAAUAAAUAUAAGAUGGUGUCUUAUUUUUGGAGAAGCACGGUAUUUGUUUUCAAUAAGUCUUGUGGAUUUUUAGCUGCCUUUUGCCUGUAACCUUAAGUACAUCGCUUGGAGAGAUUUGUGGUUAAGCAGUCUAUAUAAAUCUUUCUAAAUAAAUGGGAAGCCAACUUCCUUCUAUUUUUUAAAAUGCAACACAACUGAGAACCAGAUUCUCUUAGUACGCUAACAGCCAACAACCUUCUUAACCUCAAUGGGUUGCUUCUUCCCACACUUCUCUAGGAGGUCUCCUUGCUCCAAAUAUUAACUCUCAACUCAUCCAUGGCACAGGAACAUACAGUAGGAAGAUCAGCUGCCUUAUACUGUGAGGCAUAACAUUGGCCCAUCUAGCUCAGUACUGCGCAUAUUGAUUGGCAGAAGCUCUGCAGGGUUUCGCAUAGGAAUCUAUCCGAGCUCUACUUGGAGAUGUUGGGAAUAGAACCUAGAAUGUUUUACAUGCACAGCAUGUGCUUUUAUCUCUUGAGCGAAGGCCCUUCCCCAAUAAUACUUCUGUGUAUUCUUUCCCACAGCUUCAAGUUUCUUCUUUGUUUGAUAGGGUUAGAUCAGCUGGCAGAGGGACAGGUUGGUGAGUGGCAACCAGGGUGUGAACCUCUUUAUCUGGAGGAGGGUAGUCCUUGCUGUGAAAAGAAUGUGGAGAAACAUUUGUUUUAAUGGGUGUUUGGAACAGUGAGCCCGAAUUAAUGGGGUGUUAAACUUAUUCCCAACUGCUGAAGGUUUGUGACUUGUUUUAUUACUGCUUUUAGCUGCUGUGUUGCUGGAUAUUUUGCAUUUUUAGUUGUCAGCAGGGAGGGGCCUCAUCAUUUGGUCUUUUACGAGGCAUCCCGUUUGUGGGAUGGAAAGAUUUCAUGUGCUUUGGAUACUUUAAAUUGUCCUGUAAAUGCCGAAGUCUUGUGUGCAGAGAAAGAAACCAUUGCAGGGAGGAGACUUCGACGUGUGGAGUGGAAGAUGGGAGGGCGCCGCAGGUAGAUGAAAUUUACCACGAUGAAUCAUUGGGGGUCCACAUCAACAUUGUGCUGGUUAGAAUGAUCAUGGUGGGAUACAGACAGUCGAUCAGUUUAAUAGAGCGAGGGAACCCGUCUCGGAGCCUGGAGCAGGUCUGCCGCUGGGCCCAUUCUCAGCAGCGCUCGGACCCAGAACAUGCAGAAUACCACGACCAUGCUGUGUUCCUCACCAGGCAAGACUUUGGUCCCGCAGGUAUGCAAGGAUAUGCUCCUGUCACAGGCAUGUGUCACCCUCUGCGCAGUUGCACCCUCAAUCACGAAGAUGGGUUCUCGUCAGCAUUCGUGGUUGCUCAUGAGACUGGACAUGUGUUAGGUAUGGAACACGACGGCCAAGGUAACCGAUGUGCCGAUGAAACCAGCAUGGGAAGCAUUAUGGCGCCACUGGUGCAAGCUGCAUUCCACCGUUACCACUGGUCGCGAUGCAGCAAGCAAGAGCUGAACCGAUACAUACAUUCCUACGACUGCCUCUUGGACGACCCUUUCGAGCACAACUGGCCUAAGUUGCCAGAGCUGCCAGGAAUCAAUUACUCCAUGGAUGAGCAAUGCCGCUUUGACUUUGGUGUGGGCUACAAAACAUGCACAGCUUUCAGAACCUUCGACCCGUGCAAACAACUGUGGUGCAGCCAUCCUGACAACCCCUAUUUCUGUAAGACAAAGAAAGGACCUCCCUUAGAUGGAACUGAGUGUGCAUCAGGCAAGUGGUGUUUCAAGGGUCACUGCAUCUGGAAGACUUCGGAACAACCGUACAGCCAGGAUGGCAGCUGGAGUUCCUGGUCCAAAUUCGGUUCCUGCUCCAGGACUUGUGGGGGUGGGGUACGCUCCCGCAGCAGGAACUGCAACAACCCACCCCCAGCCUACGGAGGGCGCCAAUGCCCAGGUUCUACGUACGAGUACCAAGUCUGCAAUACAGAAGAGUGCCGUGGUCCCUAUGAGGAUUUCCGUGCCCAGCAAUGCUCAAAGAGGAACUCUUAUUACACCCACCAGAACUCCAAGCACACUUGGCUUCCCUAUGAACACCAUGAUGAUGCCCAGAAGUGUGAGCUGAUUUGCCAGUCAGAGGAAACUGGAGAUGUGGUAUUCAUGAAUCAAGUCGUUCAUGAUGGCACAAGAUGCAGCUAUAGAGACCCAUACAGUGUCUGUGUGAGGGGAGAGUGUGUGCACGUUGGGUGCGACAAAGAAAUCGGCUCCCUCAAGCAGGACGACAAGUGUGGUGUUUGUGGGGGUGACAAUUCCCACUGCCGGACGGUGAAGGGGACUUUGGUCAAAUCCCCAAAGCAGGCAGUGGGUGCUUUGAAAAUGUUUGAGAUUCCAGCCGGCGCCAGGCAUGUGCAGAUUGAAGAGAUGGAGCCAGCAACCCAUACAAUUGCUGUUAAGAACCAAGCCUCUGGCAACAUCGUCCUUAAUCCCAAGGGCAAAGAUGCCAAGAGCAGCACUUUCCUGGAGAUGGGCUUGGAAUGGGAGUACGCCAUUGAGAAUGGCAAGGAAAGCUUGAAAACCAGCGGGCCCCUGCAUGAAGCCAUCAGCGUCCUGGUCAUCCCGCAAGAAGAUGAAUCCAAGAGUAGCUUGAUGUACAAGUACAUCAUCCAUGAAGAUCUCCUUCCUGUAAUCGGAAACAACAAUGUCCUUCUGGAAGAAAUGGACACCUAUGAGUGGGCCCUUAAAAGCUGGUCUCAGUGUUCAAAAGCAUGUGGAGGAGGAAUACAGUAUACCAAGUAUGGUUGCCGGAGGAAGAGCGAUAACCGGAUGGUGCACCGGAACUUCUGCGAUAACGGGAAGAAACCGAAACCUAUCCGUAGGAGAUGCAACAUGCAGGAGUGCACCCAGCCUUUCUGGGGGGCAGAGGAGUGGGGACCCUGCAGCAAGUCCUGCGGCAAGCUGGGAGUCCAGGUCAGAGUGGUGCAGUGCACCCAGCACCUACACAAUGGCACAAACAGGACCGUGCACACAAAGUACUGCACAGGAGACAAGCCAGACGCACGCCGGCCCUGCAGCCGUGUCCCGUGCCCUGCCCAGUGGAGGACAGGUGCCUGGUCUCAGUGCUCUGUCAGCUGCGGAGAAGGCAUCCAGCAGCGCCAGGUGGUCUGCAAGUCCAACGACAACAACCUUGGCCAGUGCGAGAGCGAGAAGCCAGAGACCAUCCAGGUUUGCAAAAUGGCAGCAUGCCCAGGAAACCUACCAAGUGUCACAACAAACUCAGGCACCAGCGAUCAUGUGACUCCUAAGGUCCAAUGGGUGCCUCAGGAGAGCGCCAAAAAUCCUGUUACCAAGAUAUCAUCAAAGGAGCCGUGCCUUGGAGACAAGUCCAUAUUCUGCCAGAUGGAAGUCCUGGCUCGCUACUGCUCCAUCCCUGGCUAUAACAAGCUCUGCUGCGAAUCCUGCGGCAAAAAAGUCCCCACCAGCCAGCCUCCCGCUGUCGACCAAGGAGCUUCCGAGACUGGCACCCGCGGAGGCGCUGCCCUUCCCGGCCCUCUCCCACAACUGUCUCCCCACCCCACUGCCACGAGCCAACUGCGAAGGAUGAAGGGCACUUCUCCGAAAGAGACAGAGGCAUCCCGUGGCCUCCUGGCUACUCUCGCCGCCUCCACGGCCAUUGGCACCUGCCAGGUUAACGCUGCUUCACAGCCUCAGGGCAGCCCUGACAAUAGCACUGCGAAAGUGGGCACGCCAAUGCUACUACCUCCUCCUCUUCUUCCUCCUCCUCCUCUUCGGCAAGCUCCAGCUGGGAGGGACCCCGAGGAGCAUCGCAGCAGCUCGGUGUCCCAAUGGCUCCCUGCUGCCUUGGACAAGCCUUCAGUUGUUUCGCAGAAAGGAGGCCCAUCUCCUCCUCAAGAUGGAGGGGGGUGGAGAAAGGACAGCGUGGGGCCCAAACAGUCAGCUGCCACUCUCAGGACCUCCUCCCCUGUUGUGACAUGAAGUGGGGGUGGUGCUUUCUUUCCCCCCAGAAACCCCUCUCUUAUUUGUUUUUUUUUGGGGGGGGUUCAUUACGUCUCUCUACACCGUUUACAUGCACAGGAGCGGGGCGGCAAAGUCACCAUGUUGUUGUUUUAUCUGGGGCCCUUUCCCAAAACGGAAGGAGUAUGAAAAACCCAGUGAAGGAAACAAACUAAAACUGCCGAGGUUGGACACACAACACACACACACACACACAGUGCUUGCGUAGCCCAGGUUAGGUUGCCUCCGAGGGCACCUUGAAUCAGCAGGGCUUUUCUGUCAAGGUUGCUAACAAGAGGUUUCUCAAUCAAUAAGGCAAGCCAGCUGAAGGACCUUGUUUCCCCUCCUCAGUUUCCCCUCAUUGCUGCUGCUCUCCCAGCCAUCUGGAGGAGCCUUGAAAUGGUGCUGCAAGGGACAUGGUUUUAGUCCAAGUUACUGCGGACAGCGAGCCUGACGUGUCUCCAUAACAGCAGGCUAUGCAGACUGAAAUUGAUUGUGUCAGGAGAGAGGAGGAGACCUGGGGUGCUUCCAGGUGGAGGGCUUAAUACUGCAAACGGGUCUUACAGGUAGUGCAAAUGCGUUGUUGGUAACAGGUUAUUGUUGUUGUUUUCUACCUUGGCAAGGGCAGGUCAAGAUUAAAAGUGGCGGUGGGGAGAGAAAUGCAGGCUGGCUUUUUUGUUGUUGCUGAUGAUGGCGCCGUGUAGAUGCUGCUGAAACCUUGCAUGCCCGGGGAGCACCAAUCCCAGGAAAGUGUGUGUGGUUUGAACUAACGGUCUCCUGAGCCAGCAAGCCACCCGCCUCCUUGCAAUGCUGAGCUGGUGCGCUGAGAGCCCUGGGAUGGGAGUGUUGAACCACCACCACCCAGCUCAAUUGGAGUGUCUCUUGAACAGGGAAUGAGCAAUGAACACCUCAUCUUUAAAAACCAUUUUUAUGACCUUUUUGUUCACCAUGGCAGUGACACUUCUCAGUCAAAAGCAGGGAGAAUAUGAGAACGUAAGGAUUGCCUUGCUAACUGGGCCCAAUGUCCAUUUGUUCCAGCACUUUGCUUGCGCCAGUGGCCAGCUAGACGCCCACAAGCAAUUCAUGAUUGCUUUUCAGCCAUUCUUUGUCUGCCCCCAGCGAUCUGGUCGUCAGCGGAAUGCCGCCCUCGGAAUGAGUAGAUUUUCAGAACAAACCAGGGAACCAGAUACCCAAGUGUGUUACCAAA
Molecule: messenger RNA, 7259 nt
Organism: Zootoca vivipara (common lizard)
Lineage: Eukaryota; Metazoa; Chordata; Lepidosauria; Squamata; Lacertidae
Source: RefSeq, a predicted model, not a curated record